UAGUGUCAAGAAGAAGAAACUAGUUAAUUUUAAUAUGUUUUUGUACAAAGAGAAAUCAAAAUUUUUAUAUUCUGUUUAAAAAAGCUAUAAGAUUAAAUUUUGUUUUCUAAUAUUAUUAAUAAUGAAAAAAUUUCUUAAAAAAACAUUUUAAUGUAAAUGAAUAAUUGCAAAUUCCUUUGGCUCCGAAAUAUUUCAAAAUGCAUUGAAUUGGGUGUGGAUUUAUGACAGGCGAUUGGUUUACUAUAUAUAAUUAUAAAUUAGAUAAGUACAAUAAAGAAUAAGCAAUUGUGUAUCUGUAUUGGAAAAUUUUAAUAAUUUUUUGCGAACAAAUAAAAAGGAACAAAAUCAAAAUACGGAGUUUUGGAUUGGGCUUAAAAAUUUUGAAUAGCUAUGAAUACAGUAAAAAUAUUAUUUUUUAAGAAAAAUACAAAGCAAUUAGUAUUUCAAUGGAAAGGAAUAUCGUUUUUGAUAAUCACAUCACUUGUAAUACUUGCUGUAUACCUGAAUAAAACACAAUCAACUUAUAAACAUGAAGCAAUUGAUUUUGAAAUUACUAAUAUAGAUAGCGAUGAUCACAAGGCAUUUUUAGGUGCUGGAAAUGAUGAUUUUCUGUUUUAUUAUCCGUCUGAUGAAUUCACCGAUAAUUUAAUGGAUAAAGUUCGAAUAAAAUUAGAAGUACAAUCAGAAAGGGUAUUUUCUUUUGACACAAAAGAAGAUAUGUUUCUUAACUUAGAAGAAAAACGAGGAACAAGAAGUUAUGCUAUAUCUUUCGAAUCAUAUCCACCGAAAUCAAGAGAUUCUAGGAAUCUAAAUUAUACUUUAACAUCAACUACAUUAAAGGUCUCUACAUGGAAGAAAUUUUACAACGAUGAUAAUGUAGUUAGUAUAAGAAAUUAUGAUGAUUAUGUAGCUAGUGGUUUUUUUUUAUUACAACAUGCAAUUGAUUAUAGUUUUUACACCAUGCAAACCCAAAAUGCAAGAGUAAUUCAAAUAGAUUUUGCUCCCAUGCCUCAUAUUGGCGUGGAAGGUGUUAAUAGUACCAGAUUAACAUUUUAUGGGAUCAUAUUUGUAAUGAUGUUCUUCUCACUGCUGCUUGUAACAUAUUUAGUACAACUUGUCGAAGAAAAUGAAGGGGGCAUUCGAGAUUUUUUAAUGUUGUCUACCACGUAUCAUUACUGGAAUGAAAUAUCAUUUUUUACUAUUAGAUUUGCUAUGUACUUUAUCGUAGCUUUUAUUUCUAUAAUAAUUGCAAUCGUAUUUCAAGCGAUUGGACACGCACCAAUUUUUCAUCUUUUGAUACUAAAAAUUCUCUUUAUUUUAUCAUCUAUGUUUUUUGCUCAUUUUUUAUCUGCAUUGUUUAAAAGUGCAUUCUCUGCUAAAGUUGGCGGAUUUAUGAUUCUUUUAGGACCCUGUAUAUCAUUUGUAUUUGACAGUACAACUGUAAUAUCAACAAUUUUAACAUACAUUUUACAUGGAAAUACAUUUCUUGAAGGAAUUAGAAUAUUUCAAAUAUAUACUAACAAGCAUAGGGAGUUCACUUUUUAUUCUAUGGGAGAUAACAUAACUGAAUAUUCAUUCAAAAUGAUCUCAAUUUAUUUUAUAUUGAUAUUGCAAUGCUUAUGUUAUUCAAUAUUUUACUAUGUAAUUGCAUUUGCGUUUACUGGUAAUGGAAGACCAAGAAGACCCGAAGAAAUUUUCAUUCAGGGAUCUUGCCUCAGCUCUCCAGAUUUUGAGCAAAAUAGAAUUGAUGAAGUUGAUGAAAAUGAUGACGGUAGCAUGGAUAUAAUUCAAUUGAAAGACCUAACAAAGGAGUUUAAAAACAGAUUCAAUUCUAAUACACACACAGCUGUAAAUAAAUUAAAUAUGAAAAUUACAAAUAAUUGUAUUACGGUCUUAUUAGGACAUAAUGGUGCAGGAAAAACAACAGUUAUAAAUAUGAUUGUUGGAAACAUACCGAAAACUUCCGGCGAUAUUGUAAUUUGUAAUAAAGAAAAUCUUUUAAACAUAAGUCAUUUAAUCGGCUAUUGUCCACAACAUAACAUUUUUAUGCGUUACAUGUCUGUUAGAGAGCAUUUAGAAUUUUUUUCUGAGUUAAGAGGCCUGUCAAAAUUAGAAUUGAAUGAGCACGUUGAAAGUUUAUUAAAAAAAUUAAAGUUAGACAAAAAGGAAAAAGAAUUCGUAACCAAUUUAUCUGGUGGAAUGAAAAGAAGAUUGUCAUUGAGCAUAGCAGUUUCAGGAAAUACAAAAAUUGUAAUAUUAGACGAACCCUCAUCUGGAUUGGAUCCUGAAUCAAGACGAAUAAUUUGGGACAUUUUGCUAGAGCUUCGUAAAAGUAAAGCAAUUCUUAUAACAACACAUCACAUGGAGGAAGCAGAAAUCCUUGGCGAUAAUAUAUCAAUAUUAUCACAUGGAACGCUAAUAAGAUCAGGUACUGCUAUAGAGUUAAAACAUAAAUAUGGAUUCGGAUAUAUUUUAAAACUGCUAAUCAAUCAAGAUUCGGAUAGAUUUCACGUAGAGUACUGUAUGAAAAAAAUUCAAAGAAUAAUACCAACCGCGAUUAAAAGUUCAUUAAAUUAUCCAACUUUGGUUGUAAGGCUGCCUUUCGAUGAAAGAUCAAAUUACUUCAAGUUAAUGAAGUAUUUGGAAGAUAAUUUAACAAAAUUGGGCCUUCAAUCUUUAAGUAUAACUGAUACGACCUUGGAUGAGGUAUUCCUUAAUUAUGAAAAUUACUCAAAAUCAUCGAUAGUCAUUGAUAUGCUAAAAGGGAACGAUGAAACAGAUUCAAUAAUAACGAAAUACAGUAAACUUGAUAACGAAAAUUUAAAAAAGAUGAAUGGGAAAGAUAAUACUAUUGAUAAAAAUUUAUUAUUGCAACAGUUAUGGGGUGUAUUCUAUAAGAAAUUCAUUUUUAUGUCGUCGGAUUUCUUUCCGUUAAUGUUGCUUUUACCAUUAAUAGGUGUUUUUGUAUCAUUUGCUGCAAUCAAAUGUGCUGAUUGGACAUUAAAUAAAGACUAUAAGCCGUUUCACAUUGACUUAAAUAACACCGCGUCAAACGGAACGAUUUAUUUUAAACUGGAGCCGAAUUUUCAUAGAUUAAAAAAUUGUUUGGCCAUUGAGUUGAAAAAUCAAAAUAUCACACCUAUAUUUUUGGAAGGUGAAAGGGAAUCCUUAGAAUUACGCUUAAAUGAAGAACAAAAAUUGAAUUUAACCUAUUUUUACGAUGAUGUAAUAGGUGGCGUGAAAAUUGGAGGUGACCCUUUGAGUAAUAUGCCAAAAGUUACAGUCCUGUAUUCACUGAACAUGCUACACAGUUCUGUAGCGUUACUCAACCUGGUAGAUAACAUUUUUCUGAGAGAUUUUGAUUGCAGUCAUGGCCAUAUCGAAACUUGGAACAUACCAUUCUCCAGAAUUGGUGUAUCUGAUGGACCAAUUACACCAUAUAAGUUAGAUUUGUAUGCUACGAUAAUGCCUGUUGUUUGGUUUUUAACAAUGAUUUUCUAUUUGAUACUCCCAUUUUAUGAAGAAAGGUCUGGAUUUAAGGACUUACAACCUGUUCAACCACUGUGGUAUUGGAUAUUUUUUACAAUUUGUGAUCUUGCAGCGCAUUUUGUUAUUUGCAUCUUUUUAUUUUUACCUCAUAUUAUUUACAUUUUAUUUGAUAUUUACGAUUCUAAUGAAGUAUCGUUAUUAUUAUUCGCUUAUUUUUUCUAUGGCGUAGCUUAUAUACCACUUUUAUAUAUAAUAGGAAGAUGUUUUCAAACAAUAUCGUCAUUGUGUUCAUUUCUCUUUUUAAUAUUUAUUAUUUCAACUAUUACUCCUAUUUUAACAUCAAACAAUGAAGAAUCUAUCAGAGACUAUUCAGCUUUGAUAUGGUUUAUGUGUUUUUUGCCAGAUUUUCUUUUAAAGCACCAAAUUAAGUUGGUAAAUGAAAAUUAUUUCAUACAUCGAAGAAAUAUUUUAGCUAAAAACAAACCAACACCAGCAAAUUUAACCGGAAAACAAAGUGUAGAACUAAAUACUUUUAACAUUUACUUCUAUGCCAUAGUUGUAUUUAUAAUCGCAGAAAUAUUUUUGAUAACUAUCUGGGACAAUAUAAACCGUCGUACGACUUUAAAAGAAUUUUUUUCUUACAUUUUUUGCUUUAGUAAAAUGUUACGAUUUAACGAUUGCAAAAAAAAUGACACUUGCACAGCAGAGUUAAGUGAAAAUGAUACAGCUGAAGAUCAGGUUUUAUUAGAAAAAGAAAAAGUUCAUAAACUAAGUGAAGAUUGUGCAAGAAAAGAUGAAUAUCCUUUAGUGGUUGAUAAGAUUCAUAAAAAAUAUGAUCAAAUUUCUGCAGUAAAAGACGUCAAUUUUCUCGUAGAGACUGGUGAAUGUUUUGGUUUAUUAGGUUUAAAUGGCGCUGGAAAAACGAGUUUGUUUAAAAUGCUUAUUGGUAGUGAAAAGAUCACUAGUGGUCAAAUUUCAAUCAAAGGAUUAACAUUGGAUAAAAAUUAUAAUAAUUAUAUGCGCUCAUUUGGAUAUUGUCCACAAGAAGAUUCGUUGAAUGAAUUCAUGACUGCUUAUCAAAUACUAAAGUACAUGGCGCUAAUCCGUGGUGUAGAUUCAAUGAAAGUCGAUUCUUUGAUUGACUUCAUGUUAGAUGAAUUAAAUUUAUCUAGUUUUAAGUCUGUACAAAUUAAAUAUUAUUCUGGGGGAACAAAACGAAAACUUAGCACAGCUAUGGCAAUAAUUGGAGAUCCUCAAUUAAUUUUGUUAGAUGAGCCAACAACCGGUGUCGAUCCAGUUUCAAGACGUUUAAUGUGGAAUAUUAUACGUCAAUGUCAAAGAAGAGGGAAAACAGUUAUUUUAACGUCACAUAGUAUGGAUGAGUGCGAACAACUAUGUGGGCGACUAGCUAUUAUGGCGAAUGGUCAAUUUCAGUGUAUUGGUUACGUACCAGAAUUGAAGUUGAAGUAUGGAAAAGGAUAUACAUUUUACAUAAAAUUAAAGAAUCGUAAUGCAUAUGAUAAAAUUCAAGAACAAAUACAUCAUUAUUUAUUAGACAUUAUGCUACGGGAAGAGCAUGAUCAAAUCUUAACAUAUGUUAUAAAAAGUUCGCGAUAUGAUUUAUGGCGGUUUUUAAAUAACUUAGAUCGUUUUUAUACAGAUUUCGAACAUUUAAUAGAUGAUUACUCAAUAAGUGAAGCAUCGUUGGAAGAUAUAUUUUUAAACUGUGAACAUCUUUGCUACAACAGUUCUAUGGAAAUAAGUAACUUAUAAAACAAAAAUUUUUUAUAUUUGCGCAUGAAAUUUUUUAAUCUUUGCAGCAAAAUAAAGCUUUAAAACUUGUAGUUUCUCAACUACAAAAAAUUAGGUUUAAAGCUUAUUUGAUUUAAAUUUGUAAAAAUAUUUAACAAAUUUUGCUGUGUACUAAAGAAUUAUAAAUAACCAUGAUGAUCUUAUGCAUAAGCCACACUUUGUUUAUCUUAGUUUGGAGGCAUGCUAUAAUUUUAAUUGGUCCCAACUUGACUUUAGUCGGAUGAUAUGAUAAUGGCAUACAUGUUAGAAAAUGAAAGCAAUAAUUUAAAUAUUACUUUUUCAAUCAUUUGGAAAAAAUUUUACUGUUUUCUUCAGUUUGCUUGAGAUCUAUACACUGAUUUUCCAGAAUUCAUAUAACAAUUCAAAAAGUAUUUAACGCCCUCACAUAUGUAAAUUUUUAUUGAAUUUAAGCAAGACACGAAAAAAAAAAUAAAUUUAAAAUAUUUGGCAAAAACGUUUUAUUUGAAGAUUUGAUAUUGUGAUUGUUUAAAAAAGAGAUGGAUAGCAAAAUUAAGAAGCAAAAAUUGUUGAAUUCGAUUAUUGAUGAAAUUACUAGUGGUAACAGAGAAAAUAGUUAUAAUUUUAAAGCACGAAUUUUGUAAAAUAGAAAUUAUUUGAAAAUGCACUUUUAAUUAAUUAUGCUUGUGAAAUUACUCGUUCAAGAGGCCGAAAUGAUAAAACUAUCUUUUGAUUGAACUUAAAAUUGGUUUAAGCAAAAAAUAUUUGUUAUAUUUAUUAGCCAUAUAAAAAUACGUAAACAUAUAAAAUAUGCAAAGUUACAAGGAUAAAGAAAUGCUAUACAGUUUUAUACUUAUACUAAACAGUUGAAAAUUAAAACUUAAAGAAAAUGUUAAUUAAGUUAAUGCACAUUCCAAAAAUAGGAUUGAUAUUUUUUCAACUAUUUAUUUUUCAAAAAUAUUAGUUUGAAUCAAGAAACUUUUAAUUUUGUUUUUGUGAAACAGCUUUCGAUUUUGUCUACGUACUCAACUUAAUUCAAAAAUAUUAGCUCAGCUCAGAAACUUAAUUCAAAAAUAUUCUAAUACAGUAUUAUCCCGAAUCAUUUUUGGUAAGAGUGAUCAGACGUCUUACUUUCCAUUUUUACUAAUAUUUGAGAAUAUUUUUCUUUGAAUCGAAAUUUAUCUAAAACUGAUUAAUUUUUAUGUGAGAAAUUUCACUUACAAGCACAUAUUGUCGGAAUUAAUUAAUUAUAUUAAUGACUUAAUUAUGAAGGAAUUUUUAUCGAAAAACGUUUGAAGAACAAAUGAAAAUUUGAAAGUAAAAUAUUUUGUAUGUAUGUACUUAGAACUUUUUUAUACUCUUUUUAUAAAACAUAUUUCAGCAGUAAAGUUUGAAAUGAACUUAACGCUAAGCACAUAUUGUUACAUAUUCUUAUAAUAUAUUCAUUACAUGUAAGUAAUAUGAAAAUAGUUGCAAACACGAAAAUUCAAUUAAUUGAAAAAUUGCCCAUGUAUAGAAAAGAAAAUCAAUUAUUAUCAUUAAUUUAUCUGGCAUUAUGACUAAUAAUUCAUGCAAUCAGUAUAUUUAGAAAUGCAAGUAUAAAAUUAUCAUUAUAAAAUCUUUGUUUUCUAAUCUGACACCAAAUAAUUUGUAAUAUCAAUAACCAUAACAGAAUCAUUUUUGAAUAUGUACACGCUUUUAUAAAAGAAGAUUGAUUUUAAUAAAAUAACUGUACAGGUAUUUUAUUACAAUCAUUUAAAAUAACUAAGAAAUAUUUUCAAGUACGUAUUAUUUCGAACUUAUUUAAUACAUUUUCCUUGCUUCGAUAUUAAUUAUUAUUUUUGUGCGUCACAAUUAUAUCUGCCAGUAACAUACUCAAAGCAAAGCUUAACUUAAUAUUAUGUAAUUUUAUAAAUUUUGCAAUUGCAAUUUUCAAAAUGUGCUGUAAGUUAUAAUUUGAAUAAAACAAAUUAAAUAGAAGAAAUAAAAGUGGCAAGAACCACUUGAAGAUAUGUAUUGAGAUGGUCGAUACCUACAUACUCAAAUAAAUUGUAUGUUAUCACAAAAUUAUAAGCACUGGCGAAUAAUUUAAAUUAUAUUAUUGUCCCAGGUAUAUUGUUUAUUUAUCAAUUUUUUAUUAAUUUAAAUAAUGAUAAAAUUGAUAUUUAAAAAUAAUAUCCCAUUUUAAUUUAUAUUAAAAAUAAAUUUAUUAUUUUGAAUGUUUUUAUUCAUAAUAAUGUUAUGAGAAUAAUUAUAAAUCCAAUCAAAAUAACUUAAAUUCAAUAAAGAUUAAAAUGUAUUUAAAUUAAAAAAUUUAAAAUUGCUUAAUAAUUUUUUAAAAAAAUUACUUUGUAAGCAUAAAAAUUUGUAAUAACAAAGCUGAUUUGAUCUGCAUUUUUUGUUAAUUUUUUUUAUCUAUUUAUUAUUUUAAAAAUAAGAUAGCAUAGUAAUAAUGUUAAAAUUUUUGAAAAUACACCUUUUCCGAAAAAAUGUAAUGUAAAUAUUAGAUAUAAGAAAUGUUAAAAUGAAAACCUAAAAAUAUGAUAAUCCUAUAUAGUUUUGAUGUUAGAGAGUUAGGAUAGUUCAAAAUAUUAAUUGUAUUGAGUGUUAUAAAUUUGAAAGAAAUGUUACUUAAAUAAAAGGAAAAGUACCACUGUAAGAAUAUU
This is a messenger RNA of Condylostylus longicornis, 7925 nucleotides long. It is a transcript of the gene Eato, whose product is annotated as retinal-specific phospholipid-transporting ATPase ABCA4. Gene Ontology annotation, molecular function: ATP binding; ABC-type transporter activity; lipid carrier activity. Gene Ontology annotation, cellular component: intracellular membrane-bounded organelle; membrane. The coding region runs from base 391 to 5262 and encodes 1623 amino acids. Lineage: Eukaryota; Metazoa; Arthropoda; Insecta; Diptera; Dolichopodidae. The transcript is spliced from 3 exons. The record is from RefSeq and is a predicted model, not a curated record. Gene Ontology annotation, biological process: transmembrane transport; lipid transport.